AUGGCAUUAUUUGCUAGUAGUGCAUUAACAGUUGAAUAUACAACACUUGUGGUGUACAUACACCGCAAGACAGAGCCUCUGUUUGCUGCUGCUCCUCUUCCUUCCCUCUCCUUGCUGUCCUCAUUGGUGCAGCAGCACCAGUACCACCAGCAGCAGCAACAGCAGCAGCAGCAGCAGCAACUGCAGCAGCAGCAGAGUACUCCGCCACUUAGCAGUGCAGCAGCAGACUUCCCACCAGCCGGAGACUUCCGUGUGCACCAGCAGCCGUCGCCGCGCAUGCAGCAGCAGCAGCAGCAGCAGCAGCAGCAGGGUGUACCGUUACAGUCCGUCUUGGCGGCCUCUUCUUGGCUCCACCACCACCACCAACAGCAGCAGCAGCAGCAGCAGCAGCAGCAGCAUGGAUUGCUGCUAGGUAGAGAGGAGGAAGUAUGUAUAAGUUGUGGUAAGGAUAAGGAGAGUUGUGUGUUACUGAGCAACCCCACCGCAACAACAAUAGAGGUAUUAUUAGCAGAUAUACAUAGACAAAGACAUAAGGGGCCCCUCUUGUCCUUUCUUGCAUUAAGGGAGGCAGGGGCCCCUAUUAUUAUGUCCGCUAUCUCUACUCUAUUAGGUAAGCCCAAGCAGCAGCAGCAGCAGCAGCAGCAGCAGCAGCAGCAGCAGCAACAACAGCAGCAUGUGUGUAUGUAA
Molecule: messenger RNA, 687 nt
Organism: Eimeria maxima
Lineage: Eukaryota; Apicomplexa; Conoidasida; Eucoccidiorida; Eimeriidae
Exons: 2
Coding region: 1-687 (228 amino acids)
Source: RefSeq, a predicted model, not a curated record